AUGGGUCGGCAGCCGCCACUGCCCCCCGCCGCGGCCGCCCUGUUCUGGGGCUUCCUGCUCCCUCUGACAGCUGCUCAUGAAGCAAUCCUCCAUGCCUCUGGAAAUGGCAUGCCUUCACCAUCUAAGGACUACUGCAUGCUAUAUAACCCUCACUGGACAUCUCUUCCAAGUACCCUAGAAAAUGCAACUUCUACUAGUUUGAUGAAUCUGACUACCACACCACUCUGCAACAUUUCUGAUAUUCCUCCAGAUGGAAUAAAGAACAAAGCAGUUGUGGUACAGUGGGGAACCUGCCAUUUUCUGGAAAAAGCCAAAAUUGCACAAACAGGAGGUGCUGAAGCUUUGUUGGUUGCCAAUAACAGUGUCCCAUUUCCUCCCUCAAGGAACAAAUCUGAGUAUCCUGAUGUGAAAAUAUUGACUGCAUUUAUAAACCACAAGGACUUUAAAGAAUACUGGAGCGGGCUAAUCGAAUUGGAAAACAUGAAGGCAAUGACAAACACUGAGGAUAGAGAAGUGAUGAAAACGAAGGAAGAAUAUUUUACUUUUAGUCCUCUAACAGUUAUAAUAUUUGUGGUCAUCUGCUGUAUUAUGAUGGUCUUACUUUAUUUCUUCUACAAAUGGUUGGUUUAUGUUAUGACAGCAAUUUUCUGCAUAGCAUCAGUGAUGAGUCUGUACAACUGUCUUGCUGCACUAGUUCGUAAGAUACAAUGGGGACGAUGCACGAUUACCUGUUGUGGCAAGAGCUUUGAAGUGAGACUUAAUUUUCUCUCUGGACUGUGCAUAGCAGUAGUUGUUGUUUGGGUUGUAUUUCGAAAUGAAGAUAGGUGGGCUUGGAUUUUACAGGAUAUCUUGGGGAUUGUUUUCUGUCUGAAUUUAAUUAAAACACUGAAGUUACCCAACUUCAAGUCAAGUGUGAUACUUCUGGGCCUUCUCCUCUAUGAUGUAUUUUUUGCUUUCAUAACACCAUUCAUCACAAAGAAUGGUGAGAGUAUCAUGGUUGAACUUGCAGCUGGACCUUUUGGAAAUAAUGAAAAGUUACCAGUAGUCAUCAGGGUACCAAAACUGGCCUAUUUCUCAGUAAUCAGUGUGUGUCUCAUGCCAGUUUCAAUAUUGGGUUUUGGAGACAUCAUUGUACCAGGCCUGUUGAUUGCAUACUGUAGAAGAUUUGAUGUUGACAUUGGUUCUUCAAUAUACUAUGUUUCCUCCACAAUUGCCUAUGCCAUUGGCAUGAUUCUUACAUUUGUUCUGGUGCUGAUGAAAAAGGGGAAACCUGCUCUCCUAUAUUUAGUACCUUGCACACUUAUUACUGCCUCACUUGUUGCCUGGAGACGAAAGGAAAUGAAGAAGUUCUGGAAAGGUAACAGCUAUCAGAUGAUGGACCAUCUGGACUCUGCAACAAAUGAAGAAAACCCUGGGACUGUUGGUGAACAGACUGUCCAACAAUAA
Molecule: messenger RNA, 1446 nt
Organism: Rangifer tarandus platyrhynchus (Svalbard reindeer)
Lineage: Eukaryota; Metazoa; Chordata; Mammalia; Artiodactyla; Cervidae
Source: the annotation of a GenBank genome assembly